AACCAAACAAAACAAGACAAUGCAUGCCGUCGUAUCGCUCGCCCUUGUGGCCGUCUGUGCUGCCCCCCUUGUCGGCGCGUCUGCGGCGCCCCGAGGUGGUGCAGCAUCUAUCAAGCCCAACGUCGAGAGCGCCGCCGCAAACGCAGCCCACGUCUUCAACGCCGUGCACUCGGCCGGCAGGCAAUGGGGAGCCGCGCUCAACCACAACGGCUUCGGCUUCUUCCCCGCCGUCGUGCCCAGGGGCACGCUCCUCUACCACGGCGCCGCCAGCCCGGACCCGCCCCGUGGCCCGGAGUGGCUGGCGUUUGAGAUGGAGCACGCCGAGCUCUUUGCCCAGUCGUGGCGGCAGGACGAUGAAGGAGAUGGAGAAGAAGAAGGCAACGGCAUCGCGUCAAGUCGGACUUCUUGGUCGCCACGAACUCACAUCCACGCCGCCACCGCCUCACAACAAAGGCCGCUAGCCCGCGGCAUCAUCAACCGUAGGGGCUACUUUCACACGUACCGCGCGCGCCGCGACCUGAAGCUGCUGUACAUCGACGGUAUGGCCGCGGCCAAGUCGAGCUUCGGGCCGCUCGACUCGCAGGACCUCGUGCUGCGCGAGAACAAGACGGGUCCGUUGGACGACAACAUGUGGGACGAGGUAGGCCGCGCGCGCGACGUGUGCCGCUUCGUCACCGAGGUCGGCAUGGACGGUUUCGUCCGGGUGGAGAUUGGGUUCGAGGUUGUCUACUGCGACGACUUCGCUACCGGACUUGACCCCGUGAGCGUAACGCGGUCGUUUAUGCCCCCAAAGGAGGAGGAGGACGGCGCGGCUACGACGCAGAACAUGCUCAUGUAUCAUAUGGCGCGGGCGGCGAGCCGCGAGUACGACGGGCUGGGGAGUCGCUUGCGGCUCGACUUUUCGUCCAUGGUUUCGGGCUUCUUCUUCUUCUCUCCCAUCAAAAACGUUUCGAGUAAAGCAGAUGCCGCCGCUUCGCCCGAUUUGAUACGCCUCGGCGCCGCCGCCAGCAUGGACGAGCUCCUGGAUAUGAAGCACCACCUGCGUGACGUGUGCCUCCGACCGAGGAGAUUCACCGUCGACUGGCAGUCUGCUGUGGUGGACGGCCUGGUCGACCGCUUCGCCGACAGGCUGGCGUCGAUGGCGUCCGGGAAGCUGUCGGCCGAGUACUUUAUCGGGGAGCUGGAGCGAGCGACUCUGGUGUACUCGGAUGCGCCAGCCCUGCCCGGUGAUCGUGCGGCGGCUCGCAACCGGACGGCCGAGGCGGUUGAUCGCUGUACAGAGCAUCAUCUCUUGCCCGCCCUGGCCUACCAAGACGAGUGGCAUUUGCAAGACAAACUUAUUUACACCGCCGUCGAGGCCGUAGCGCGCGACAUCUGCCAGACACUCUUUGAGGCGCUCUCUGCACUCCGACGUGCUAGAGUCACGGAUGGGCCACGCAUUGGCGAGGAGGCCAUUGACCGCAGCCGCGAGGCGCUCCGUCACCUCAUGGAUCGUCUAGCGUGGACAGAGUGGAAGAAGCCGCGGCCAUGCCCCGUCGACCAGGUAUCCUUUGUCGCCAUGUACCCCUUUGGCGACGCCGAGGACCACUGGCACCCAGGGUGUCGGUCCAUCGAGGACCUGUUGGGGUUCGGUAGGCACGGCUACUGGGACCGUGACUUUCUAUCGCCGAAGGACGACGACGACGACGACAGCGUCGACGGCGAACUACGAUGAUGGCGUCCUCUCCAGGACGAGGCAUCGUGAGCCCCGCGCCGCGAAGCGCCGUGCCACUUGCAACAACACAACGAUGGAGAGCGCUGGCGUCCGCGAUGCCGCCACAUUGGCUUUGCCCCUAAUUGUGGUGUCACUAAGACAUCCUACGACGAGAACGCGCGAGGUUCCGACGGCAAACAACAAAAUAAACGACCAGUUGUAGUGGACUCGUGCCGAAAGCUUCACAGUAUUGCUUGCGAACCCCUAAGCCGUUCAAGCGAGAUCCAGCCCGGCUCCGCCGACCGCGCAUCCAAAUCACCAUUUUCUCAUCCCGUUCCAAGCAGAUGUCCUAGUCACAACCGCUAACAGGGUGCCCGAGGAGCCGAUCCGGCUGGCAACGACGAGAGAGGGGAGGGAGGGGCAACGAUGACAAUCCGGGGACUCGCCCCGUCCGUCUCUUCUUCGACCCCAAACAGGGACAAAUCGUCUUUCCCCGCAUAUCAGCAAAGAAGUUCGCGUGGGCGGCGGGCCAUGACAAUUACUUAGUACAGUAUAGGCUCGGUCACUGCGCUUCUUUUUCUAAACCCUGGCGGAUGCAACGUCGUCAGCAAUCAUCUCCAUUCUCCACGUUCCCCUCCCCCGCACACGGCGAACAUAUUCCCGUCGGCUAGUUGUCAACACCCAUAAGCACACACAGCGCCAACGGUAAAUCAUCCGACGCCGCGGAAGAGGGCGGCAGCGGUUGCAGCAUCACAUGGGCGUGCUUCGUAUAAGAGCUUGCCCGCGCCUCGCGCUCAACCUCUGCGGCAGAGCAUAUCCUCAUGCAGUCGACAUGAUCUUAUUAUCCUGCUCUCACUAGGGGAGUGCGAAAUCAUCAAGAAUCACUGCGGCACACACACACACAGAGAG
Purpureocillium takamizusanense is the source of this 2602-nucleotide messenger RNA. RefSeq lists its product as uncharacterized. NCBI's taxonomy places the organism in Eukaryota, Fungi, Ascomycota, Sordariomycetes, Hypocreales, Ophiocordycipitaceae. The transcript has a single exon. The coding region runs from base 20 to 1714 and encodes 564 amino acids. The record is from RefSeq and is a predicted model, not a curated record.